AUGUCAUCCGAUCUUGAUUUCAUUUCUUCUCUUAGCUAUGCAACAAUGCAAAUCAAUCGUCAUGCAGCUGCCUUAUUACUUUUAUUUGGAACUAUUGGCAAUCUCCUUAAUAUUUGUGUAUUAACUGAACGUUCAUUUCAACAAAACCCUUGUUCAAUUUAUCUUUCAUGGUCAUCAAUCACAAGUUUGAUCUUCAUUUGGUCAGGAUUUUUAACUCGAGUUUUACAAGGUUAUAAUGUCAAUUGGCCAAAUGAAAAUGAUAUUGCUUGUAAAAUUCGUCAACUAUUUCUCAAUGUUACUUGGCCAAUGGGUAUUUGGUGUCUUGUUGGUGCAAAUAUUGAUCGAUAUUUUUGUAGUCAUUCCUCAAUUACAUUGCGUCAAUUCAGUACAAAUCAAAUGGCAAAACGUUUUAUUCUUGGAAUAUUUGUUUUAUUUCUCUUAUUAUUUAUUGAAGUUGUUUAUUGUUUUGAAGGAAGUAUUCCAAAUGUUCCUGUUCUUUGUUAUGGUCGAAAUAUUCCUUGUCGAUUAUAUAAUGAUUGGGCUGCUUUAUUAUUUGAUAUAAUUCUACCAAGUAUUUGUUUAGCAAUAUUUGGUUUGUUAACAAUUCGAAAUAUUCGAUCGAGAGUUGUUUAUCCUGUGAGAAGUGUUCAAAAUUGUAUCAAUAGUCGAUUGUUAAUAAGACUCAAUGAUCGAAAUCUUACUCGAAUGGUAUUGAUUCAAGUAUUUGUUGUUCUUGUUUUGGAUUUGCCCUUUGGAAUUUAUCGAGCUUAUGCGAGUUUAACAUCUGAUGUUACAAAAAGUUCAUAUCGUGUUGCAAUUGAAAAUCUAAUUUAUUCAUUAAUUGUACUUCUUAUUUGUAUUACACAUUCAACUUCAUUCUAUCUUUAUACGUUGACAGGUUCAUUUUAUCGCCAUGCAUUGAAACGUAUGGGUCGUCGUUGUUUUAUUCGAUUUCGAUGCAUUUGUUAA
This is a messenger RNA of Adineta steineri, 969 nucleotides long. The record is from the annotation of a GenBank genome assembly. Lineage: Eukaryota; Metazoa; Rotifera; Eurotatoria; Adinetida; Adinetidae.